Molecule: messenger RNA, 684 nt
Organism: Ustilaginoidea virens
Lineage: Eukaryota; Fungi; Ascomycota; Sordariomycetes; Hypocreales; Clavicipitaceae
Exons: 1
Coding region: 1-684 (227 amino acids)
Molecular function (GO): protein binding
Source: RefSeq, a predicted model, not a curated record
AUGCUGCUGGCACCACCGAGAACCACCCCCAGCCAUUUGACCUUGAAACGUAACGCUACCCCCUUUACCCAGUUGCAGCAGUUGCCGUACUCCUCGGCGGCGCGCUUCAACCCCGUUGGCAACCCGCCUUGCCUGAUAGAGCGGCUCCCUCCAGAGCUCCAGCGCAUGGUCUUUGCCCACCUGGACUACCAGACGCUCAUCCACCUGUCCACCAUGAACCGGUAUUUCCUGCGCACAAUAAACCCGUACAGACUGUCCAGCGCGACGGACAAGGCCCAGUUCAUCAUGCGAGCCGCCAAGGACUUCCGGCAGCACCGCCCCAGGGAGAAAGGCCCCGACUUCCGACCCGGCAACUUUGAAUGCUACAUCUGCUUCCGGGUUCGAUCCCCCGACAAGUUCGACAUGCUGCAGCCCCAAUCGGCAUGGGUCAAUGCGCGGGGCCUCGUCGUCAAGGACAGGCAGCCGGAUGCUCGUACGGACCGGCAAGUCAUGCUGCGGCGGUUCUGCAUCGAGUGCGGCGUGAGCGAGGGCCUCUACGCCCCGUUCGACUGCCUGACCACAAGGACCGGCCGCGACCUUUGGAUCUGCAGAUGCCGGCGAGUGUGGUCCAAGCCUAGCUGUCUGCGAUGUCCAAGCUGUCGGGGGAACUGCCCUCUCCGACCGCGGAAAAGGCUUACCAUGUGA